Messenger RNA from Purpureocillium takamizusanense, 2000 nucleotides. RefSeq names its product Protein-tyrosine-phosphatase (gene SIW14). Gene Ontology annotation, molecular function: inositol diphosphate tetrakisphosphate diphosphatase activity; phosphatase activity. NCBI's taxonomy places the organism in Eukaryota, Fungi, Ascomycota, Sordariomycetes, Hypocreales, Ophiocordycipitaceae. The record is from RefSeq and is a predicted model, not a curated record. Bases 482 to 1429 code for a protein of 315 amino acids. Gene Ontology annotation, biological process: protein dephosphorylation. The transcript has 3 exons. Gene Ontology annotation, cellular component: cytoplasm.
CCCAUCCUCGCUCGCAUCCGCAUCUCAUCCUGCGCCCUCCUCCCCCAGCCAGGCCUGUCUCGCGCUGGGCCAAUCUUGUUGACCGAGCCUCGCGCUCGUCUCUUUUUAUUCUUGCCCUUAAGUCUAGCCGCAACUCUCUCGAUCUCGGACAAGAUGGCGGCCCAGGUCCAGCUUGUUGCCCACAAAGCCAAGUCCAGUCCUUUGUAGACUGCGACGCACGCGAGCACCUCCCAACAUCGGUCCUUGCAGGCCCGGCUUCGACUGACUUUCCGUCACGACAAACUAUCCUCCUUUGUACCCUGCCUGGUUCUGUCGCCAUAAUUUACACACUCCCCGACGUUUCUCUCUGACCUCCCUCGUCAAUCAACGAGCCCCAAACACCAUCCACCCGUCCUUGUACUCCACGCGUCCACCACACCCAGAGAACACGACGGCCCCGUGGCACGAUCCGAUACGACCAACGAUCACCCCGUGCCGAGAUAUGGCCUCCAAGAGAAACUCGCGCGUAUUCGUCGACGAGGCAAAGCACCAAGAAGAAGGUCAACAAAAGACCACCAUGUCUCGGCCUCGCCGCGACUCCCGCACCUCAGUCAAGGAAGACGACUUCCAGCAGCAACUUGCCCAGGAGAUGGAGGAAAUCCCGCGGGGCAGCACGACAACAAACGAGAGCUCUUCCUCCGCGUCCUCCGCGUCCUCCAUAUCCUCGCUGUCUCGAUCUCAGAGCAUCAACGGCACAGCCUGGGAGCCGGCCAACGCAGGCCUUGUGUGGCAGCUGGGCGACUCCUUGACGACCGCCGGCGCAGUGGCCUUCACCCACCCCCAUGACUUUGCUCAUGUGCCCCUGGGCGACCGUCCCACCAAUUUUGGUGUUGUGGUCCCGGGCCUCUACCGGAGCAGCUAUCCCAAACCGGACGACUAUGAAUUUUUGCAGAGCCUCAAGCUCAAGACGAUCGUGACCUUGGUAAAGAAGGAUGAGCUGGACUACGAUCUGAAUGCCUUCGCCACCAGCAACGGCAUCCGGCAGGAGGUUUUCAACAUGAAAGGCACCAAGAAGGAGGCUAUCCCUGUGCCCACCAUGAAGGCCAUCCUGGAGCUUGUCUUGGAUCGCAGAAACCACCCCCUUCUCAUCCAUUGCAACCACGGCAAGCACCGGACCGGCUGCGUGGUCGCUGUCAUCCGCAAGUUGUCGGGUUGGGGCACCGAUACUGCCGUGGCCGAGUACAAGUCUUACGCCGAGCCCAAGGUUCGUGAGUGUGAUGUCGAGUACAUCAGCUCCUUUCAGGCCACAUCGCUUCCCCUCAGGUCCGAGUCGGCGAGGACGAGCCCGGUGCAUAUCCGCACCUUCUUUCGCACCCUCGUCUUCUCGACCUUGGUCUUGGCCCUCUGGCUCGUUUCCAGCGUGCGGCUGACCGCUGCGGGUGACUCGUAGCCACCCGCGCGCAUGCUCUGAACAAAAUGACGACUUGACAUCACGACUGACACCUUACGUACGCGGAGACCAACGGCAUUGUGACAUACGUCAGACUUGACGCGGAGAUACUACAAAGACUUAGAGCCCUGGGGCCGGGAGUCCAGAACAACAACCCGUGUAUUUUGGCGGUUAAAGUGGCCCAACUGGCUUGGGCGGACCGGAAAGCUGCGUUUUGGUAGAUUGGGUUGCGAGACACAAGCAUCACCAGGCAUACCGCAUCUUCAGCACACACACAUUGGGUGAGGAACUCGAGAUCGGGACAUCAAGCGCUGAGACCAUCUUGAGUGGCGUUUCGUUUUUUUUUAGGCACGUUCGGUAUAGGGGAACGGGCACCGAUGCAAGAGUCGUGUCUCUUGUCACGUUGAUUUGAUUCCGGGGCCGUGAUCCAUGCCCGCGUGCCGUUUGUUUCUUUUGUGUUUCAUUUGUCCGUUGGGGGUGUUUGGGCUGUGUUCAUGUAGCGAUGGCCGUGGACAAGCAGCAGGAAGCCUAGCAGUAAUAAAACACUCUGGUGAGAAGACCUUUGGUGUCG